AUGGCGCCGCGCAACGGAGGGAGUGGCAAGCAGGCCGCGCCGGCGGUGACGAGCGCGGGUGGGACGUAUGCGCUGGGUGAUAUCGUUGUCGGCUCGAAGCUCUAUGUAGAAAAGACGAACCCCGACAGUGGCGAGACCGAGCAGCGCCAGGCGGAGGUGCUGUCCAUUCGCGAGAAGCGCCAAAACAAGCUGCACAUGCUCCAGGCGGCGCAGGAAAGCGGCAAGAGCGUCGAGGAGGAGAAGCCGGAGACCGACUUUUACGUGCACUACUGCGAGUUCAACAAGCGCCUCGACGAGUGGGUGCCCUCGACGAAGCUCGUGCUGAGCCGCGAGAUCGAGUGGCCGAAGCCAGCUGAGCCGUCCACGGCCACGAAGCAGACCAAGCGCAAGGUCGUGCACGGCGUGCGCGCGACCGGCGCGUCCGAGUCGCCCGCGCCUGAGAGCGAAAAGUCGGCGGACGGCGAGGAGGACAAGAAAGAGGAGGUGUUUUCGAAAGAAAAAGAGGUCGAAAAGCUCCGCACGUCGGGCUCCAUGACGCAGUGCGCCUCAGAGGUGUCGCGCGUCAAGAACCUCAACACGAUCCAGAUGGGCAAGCACCAGAUCGAGGCGUGGUACUUUAGCCCGUACCCGGUCGAGUACUCGCACAUCGACUGCCUGUAUUUGUGCGAGAUGUGCCUGUCCUAUUUCCCUUCCGAGCAGCUUCUGACGCGGCACCGCAAAAAGUGCACGCUUCUGCAUCCCCCGGGCAACGAGAUCUACCGCAGCGAGGACAUUUCCUUCUUUGAGAUCGACGGCCGCCGCCAAAAGACGUGGUGCCGCAACCUGUGCCUGCUCUCCAAGUGCUUCCUCGACCACAAGACGCUGUACUACGACGUCGAUCCGUUCAUGUACUAUGUCAUGUGCCAGCGCGACAACACCGGCUGCCACCUCAUCGGCUACUUUUCCAAGGAAAAGGAGAGUGCCGAGGGGUACAAUGUCGCGUGUAUUCUUACCCUGCCGCAGCACCAGCGCUCGGGCUUUGGGCGCCUGCUCAUCGAGUUCUCCUACGUGCUGUCGAAGCGGGAGAACAAGCUCGGCUCGCCAGAAAAGCCGCUCUCGGACCUGGGCCUCUUGGGCUAUCGCGCGUACUGGACCGAGACCAUUGUCGAGCUCCUGCUCAAAACCGAGGACGAAAUCAGCAUCGAUGAGAUCGCCAACAAGACCGCGAUCAUCCACGCAGACGUCCUCCAGACAUGCCAGGCGCUGAACAUGCUCAAACAGUACCAGGGCAAGCACUACCUCGUACUCUCCGAUGUCAUCAUCGAGAAGCACGAGCGCCAAAUGAAAAAGAAGCGGCGGCGCAUCCAUCCCGAUGAACUCAACUGGAAGCCCCCGGUCUUCACCCGCGACCAGCUCCGGUUCGACAUGAAGGUCUCGAUUCCGGGCCUGCCCAAGACCGCGCCGCUCCUACCGAGCAUCACGCAGCCAGAGCGCGCGGUGCAGCGCAUCCAGGAGGUGCUCGAGCAUAGCUCGCGCGCACUCGUCGUCACAGGCGCAGGCGUCUCGGUCGACAGCGGAAUCAAAUCGUACCGUGGCGAAAAUGGAAUGUACCUCAACGAGGGCUAUCGCCCGAUCUACUACCACGAGUUCGUCCACCGCUGCGGGCCAGAAGAGGAGAAGCGCCGGCGGUACUGGGCACGCUCGUUCCUCGGCUACCCGCCACUGCGCAUCGCGCAGCCGAACGCGGCCCACAAGGCGAUUGCCGCGCUCCAGCAGGCUGGAAUCGUCAACCGCCUCAUUACCCAGAACGUCGACCGCCUGCACUAUGCGGCAGGGCAGAUGGAACCGCCACAGUACACGGAGCUGCACGGCUCCUUGGCCGAGGCGUUUGGCGACAUCGAGCGCUAUACCACAUCGCACAUCCGCGACGAUGCGCCGGGGUGCGGCUUUGUCGCGUCGCGCGAUGCUCUGCAGGACUACUUUGCGGAACUAAACCCGGCAUGGCAGGCGUGGGCCGAGCGCCUGGCCAACGAGCCGGACCUCUCGCUGCGCCGCAACCCAGACGGUGACGUACAGCUCGAGGGCGUGGACUACAAUACAUUUGAAUACCCAUCCUGCCCGUCGUGCGGCGGCCUCCUCAAGCCGGACGUGGUGUUUUUCGGCGAGAGCGUCAAGUCCUGGGUUCGCCAGGCUACAGAGGAGAGCGCACAGGAGUGCGACGCGGCACUCAUUAUCGGAACAACGCUCGCGACACACUCGGCCUAUCGGAUUGUGAAGCAGAUUGUCGCGGCGGGCAAGCCAGUCGUCCUCCUGAAUCGCGGGCCAACACGCGCCGACCCGAUCCUUACGGACCGCAUCGGACUCGACUGCGCCGAGGUGAUGCACGACGUAGCACAGCGCAUGCUGAGUACCUAA
Malassezia japonica is the source of this 2394-nucleotide messenger RNA. RefSeq names its product histone acetyltransferase (gene ESA1). NCBI's taxonomy places the organism in Eukaryota, Fungi, Basidiomycota, Malasseziomycetes, Malasseziales, Malasseziaceae. Gene Ontology annotation, molecular function: histone H4K16 acetyltransferase activity; transcription coregulator activity; NAD+ binding. The record is from RefSeq and is a predicted model, not a curated record. Gene Ontology annotation, cellular component: MSL complex; chromatin. The transcript has 4 exons. Gene Ontology annotation, biological process: negative regulation of DNA-templated transcription; positive regulation of transcription by RNA polymerase II. Bases 1 to 2394 code for a protein of 797 amino acids.